Messenger RNA from Penaeus monodon (black tiger shrimp), 636 nucleotides. Its product is annotated as endocuticle structural glycoprotein SgAbd-1-like. The transcript is spliced from 2 exons. Gene Ontology annotation, cellular component: extracellular matrix. The record is from RefSeq and is a predicted model, not a curated record. Lineage: Eukaryota; Metazoa; Arthropoda; Malacostraca; Decapoda; Penaeidae. Bases 1 to 636 code for a protein of 211 amino acids.
AUGCCCACCCGCCACCACCACCCAGGCCUCUUACGUAUGUGCCCCCCACCAAAGCCCCGCCCUACACUGCCCCUACCCCAUCCUACCGGCCCUACACCACUGCCCCUACCCCAGCCUACCGGCUCUACACCACUGCCCCUACCCAAACCUACCGGUCCUACACCACUGCCCCCCCCCCCAUCCUCCCGGCCCUACACCACUGCCCCUCCCCCAACAUACCUGCCCCCCACACCCCCUAAACCACCAACAUACUUGCCCACCACCACUACCAGGACCCCAUCCUAUACAUAUGGGCAAACAACAACAACAGAGAAGCCGAAGUACUGGUUCGAUUGGACAGUAAACGACCAUUAUUCCGGCAACGAAUAUAACAGGGAGGAACACCGUGACGGAGAAAAGACCGAGGGAUUCUACAAGGUUUUGCUUCCUGACACACGAGUCCAGAAAGUCACUUACACUGUCGACGGCGACUCCGGUUUCGUGGCUGAAGUUACUUACGAAGGAGAGGCGAAGGAACCUACACAUGGACACGCUUAUCCCGCCUCCUACUCCCCCUACACUCCUCCUUUUCCAUCUAUGGCGCUCCUCAUUAUUCUCGAUAAGCUUCUCUCAAUUAUUUAUUACUUAAUAUUCUAG